CCUCUAACACCUCUGUUUCCCAAAUUGGGGUCUGAACUUAUAUUAUCCUCCAGUGGACACUGUUGUAGUAUCGACGUAAACCCGUCGUAAGUUGGAUUGCUCGAAUUUCAUAACGUCGUUUCACGAGUACUCUCGAUGUUUCUGUUGAGACUUGGAUAGAAGAAAGAUGGCAGUUGGAACUGAGUCUACAAUUCCUUACUCCAGAGAGCAAUCACUACUUCUUGUUGGUGAAGGAGACUUCUCCUUCUCAUCCGCAUUAGCAACUGUAUUGGGCCGGCCGUUUGAGCUGAUUUCAACUUCACUCGAUUCUGAAGGGCUUGUUCGUGCGAAGUAUGCACAGUCUAUCAAAGCCGUAUCCAACUUAAAGAACUGCGGAGCUAAGAUUUAUUAUGACUUUGACGCAACGAGGAACAUUUUCAGCAACACGCAGCGUUUCGACCGUGUCAUUUUCAACUUCCCUCACGCAGGAUACUUCAAAAAACCCGAAUGGGUUAAGAGCGUCAUAUUCAGGCAUCAGGAUCUGAUUCUCCGUUUCCUGCGGAAUGCAUCGACGAUGAUUCGAAGUGAUGGCGAGAUUCACGUAACAAUUCAGAAUUACGAUCCAUACAACAGGUGGAACAUUGCGGAGUUAGCACGAAAGUGUGGCCUCAGAGUCAAGGGAUUACCCUUGUUUGAUUUCUCUUCCUACCCUGGCUACUGCAACCGACGGGGAAGCGGGAGGCGCCCUGGUCGAACUUUCCCUGUUAGGAUCGGAGGGCAGGGCAGGGCAGUAAGUGAAUGCUUAUCGGAGAGUUUCGCUGGUCUCUAAAGGCAUCACGCCCGCCAUCGACAGAUUGCUAUCAUCAGCGGACAACCAUAUCAUCCUCAAGGUAUCCUCGAGAAACGAGCAUGUUAAGAAAGUCGGAACCCUCGAGUCUACAAGUCACGGACUGCUCUGCUUCAUAUGAAGUCGAGGAUCGACUCUGCCACAAGAUCUGAUCGGUCCAGAGCAUAUCAGACGCUGGAGUCGAUGCAACCUUGACCGCAUAGUUUGCAGAGUUCACUACCUCGCUACAAGGUUUGAGUAUCGAUUGAACCAGGUUCUUCCAUACUCCCUUCCAAACAUCUUUGUCGUAAACAGAUAAUUUCAGUCUCGUCAGGACUGAAGUUUCUCCCGUUUUUCCAUUCAUCGACGGGAUACAUUCCGAUCUAUGAUCCUUAAAGGGAGCAAUGUACUGAUCGAUAUACUGAAAGAUUCUAGAGAUUUAAUUUCCCCGCGCAGUACCCUACAUAACCGGGAUAACCAUUAAUCUUGGUCACUCGAAAGUGUGAGAGUACAAACUCCUCUGUGGGGUCCUUGACAUCGGAGCUAGCAGCACAUGCAAGAGCUUCUAUUGACUCCCAUUUAUCUCUAACAUCUCCUUCAUCACCAAACUCAACUCUAAUGCUUGUUG
Messenger RNA from Marchantia polymorpha subsp. ruderalis, 1433 nucleotides. Lineage: Eukaryota; Viridiplantae; Streptophyta; Marchantiopsida; Marchantiales; Marchantiaceae. The record is from the annotation of a GenBank genome assembly.